This is a messenger RNA of Aricia agestis (brown argus), 1369 nucleotides long. It is a transcript of the gene Hmgc, whose product is annotated as hydroxymethylglutaryl-CoA lyase, mitochondrial. Gene Ontology annotation, molecular function: hydroxymethylglutaryl-CoA lyase activity. The transcript is spliced from 6 exons. Bases 321 to 1319 code for a protein of 332 amino acids. The record is from RefSeq and is a predicted model, not a curated record. Gene Ontology annotation, biological process: ketone body biosynthetic process; L-leucine catabolic process. NCBI's taxonomy places the organism in Eukaryota, Metazoa, Arthropoda, Insecta, Lepidoptera, Lycaenidae.
UAUCUAAUUCCUAUUCUAAUGAAUCAAAUCAUAUAAUUAAUACAUAUUAUUUAAGGUGGUCAAAUUGAGAAAUACCAACGUAAUUCAUAUAGCAACCAAAAGCAUUGUACUUUAUCUGACGCCCAAACAGAAAUGAUUUCAAUUAUUUCUUAUUGACCUUCUAGACUCUUUUUAUACUGAUAAGAAAUGCAAACUAGUAAUGAUAAGUGUUUUGUUUAAUUUGUGAAUCUUCAUUGUUAUAUCUGAUCUUUUCGGUUGACUAUUACAUAUACUUAAGUAUUAUCAGUUAUCACUAUCUUUAGAAACAAGUGAACAACAAAAUGAAAUUGUUAGAGAAGAAAUUUACGAAACUUAUAUCCCACACCAGAUCAAUUAGUGUAAAAGUACCAGAAAUUCGCAUUUACGAAGUAGGACCAAGAGAUGGUCUUCAAAAUGAAGCUAAAUUCGUACCAACAGAGAUAAAAGUUGAGCUGAUCCACAGAUUAGCAGAUGCAGGUAUAAAAGACAUAGAGAGUGCCAGUUUUGUCAGUCCAAAAUGGGUUAAACAAAUGAGUGACGGUUUAGAUGUAAUGAAGACAAUUAAGAGGACCCCUGGUGUUAAUUAUCCUGUAUUAAUGCCCAAUAUUAAAGGCUAUGAAAUCGCUAAAAAGUGCAAUAUUGAAGAGAUUGCUAUAUUUCCAGCCGGUUCCGAAGGUUUUUCUCAGAAGAACCUCAAUUGUUCUGUAGCAGAAGGACUGAAAAGGUUCAAGGAUGUGGCUGAUGUAGCAAUAAAAGAUGGUGUGCGGGUACGAGGGUACGUCUCAUGUGUUGUUGGCUGUCCUUAUGAUGGCCCAAUUAGCCCAAAAACCAUAGCUAAGAUAACUGAGGAGUUGCUGUCAAUGGGAUGCUACGAGAUAUCCCUGGGUGACACCAUUGGUGUGGGUACCGCUGGCUCUGUACAGAAGCUGAUGAGGGAAGUUCUCACUGUAACCACUCCUGAUAAGUUAGCUUUACACUUCCAUGAUACGUAUGGCCAGGGACUGAGUAACCUACUAGCUGGAUUGGAGUUCGGCGUGAGGACAGUGGACUCAUCAAUUUCCGGGCUGGGCGGGUGUCCGUACGCGCGGGGAGCGAGCGGGAAUCUCGCGACGGAGGACCUCGUCUACUUCCUCUACGGCCUAGGGGUCAACACCGAUAUAGACUUGCUCAAGCUGGUCGAAGCCGGCCGAUUCAUUUCCAACUUCCUCGCCAAGCCCCCGGAGUCCCGAGUCAAUCGCGCCCUCGGCGACAAGUUCAAGGACAACCGCGCAAUCGUCGACACGGCCGCCUGCAACGUUUAAACGACGAGCAUGUAAACACUAUCGAAAAUAAAAUGUAUGAUUAAAGCGUG